Eublepharis macularius is the source of this 6540-nucleotide messenger RNA. Its product is annotated as zinc finger protein 883-like. Bases 2232 to 4373 code for a protein of 713 amino acids. The transcript has 4 exons. NCBI's taxonomy places the organism in Eukaryota, Metazoa, Chordata, Lepidosauria, Squamata, Eublepharidae. Gene Ontology annotation, biological process: regulation of transcription by RNA polymerase II. Gene Ontology annotation, molecular function: RNA polymerase II cis-regulatory region sequence-specific DNA binding; DNA-binding transcription activator activity, RNA polymerase II-specific. Gene Ontology annotation, cellular component: nucleus. The record is from RefSeq and is a predicted model, not a curated record.
UGCUCCGUGGUGCCUCGUCGAGGCGUGCGAGGAGCGAAGGCGGCCGCCGGCCGGCCUGCCGGAGCACCGGCCGUAGGUUUCAGUGGCAAAGGGGCGGAGGAGUGCGGGGCAGGCUGGGCUCCCCCGGCCCGGCCUUCCGCUUGGCGGUCGGUGUGCCUGUUCGGUGCCAUCCCGUCGCUGCCAGCCCUCCCCAACGCCCCAUCGCAGCUGCCUUGCCCGGAUCCUGCAGGCUGGAGCCGGGGCUUCCCUUGUCGAGUCACCCCAUCUCUUUGGGCGUCUUCCUCCUUCCUGCCGCCUUCCACUUUCCCUUGCGUUAUUGGCUUUUCCAAGGAGUUUUGUCUCCUUGUAAUGCGACCAAAGUAGGAUAGCCUCAAGUUUGGGCACUUUAGCUUCUAGGGAGAGUUCUCUUUAUUUGUCUGUUGGGCCAUCCAUCGGAUCCACAAAACUCCCCUCCAGCACCACAUUUCAAAUGAAUCCAUUUUCUUCCUGUCAGCUUUCUUCACUGUCCAACUUUCACAUCCAUACAUAGUAACUGGGAAUACCAUAUCGUGGAUUAUCUUGGUGUUAGUCCCCAGAGAGGCAUCCCUAUGAAUCUUUUCGAGUUCCCUCACAGCUGCUCUUCCAAGUUUCAGUCUUCUGAUUUCUUCAUUGCAGCCUCCCUUUUGGUUGGUGAUUGACCCAAGGAAUAGAAAAUCUUUUAACAGCUUCAAUUCCUUCAUUGUCAGCCUUAUAACUGUGUAAUUCUUCAGUAGCCAUAAUUUUUGCUUGCUUGAUGUUCAGCUGUAAUUCUGGUUUAGCACUUUUUCCUUCAACUUUCAUCAUUAGUCAUUUCAGGUCAUUAUUUUCUGCCAGUAAUGUGGCGUCAUCUGCAUGUCUCAAAUUGUUAAUGUUCCUUCCGCCAAUCUUCACUUUCUUCUAAAUCUAAUCCAUUUUUUCUUAUGAUAUGUUCUGCAUAUAGGCUGAACAGAUAGGGAGAUCGGAUACAUCCUUGUCCAACACCUUUGCCAAUUGGAAACCAUUCUGUUUCCCCAUAUUAUGUCCUAACAGUAGCCUCUUGCCCAAAGUACAGGUUCCACAUCAAAACAAUCAGAUGUUGUGGCACACCCAUUCUUUUAACUCCAUCCAUAGCUUCUCAUGAUCUACACAGUCAAAAGUUUUGCUGUAACCUAUAAAACACUGGCUGAUUUUCUUCGGAAAUUCCCUGGUAAUCUCCAUUAAGCCAUUGUAAAUUUGCAGCAUGAUCACUAGUAUCUCUUCCUUUUCUGAAUCCAGCCUGAACAUCUGGCGUAUCUCAUUCUGUAUAUGGUAAGAGUCUUUGUUAUAGAAUUUUGAGCAUCACUUUGCUUGCAUGGGAAAUUAAUGCAUUUGUCCGAUAGUUGCUGCAGUCUUUGGCAUCUCCUUUUUUUGGAAUUGGAAUGUAGACUGUGCUGUGCGUUUCCAGUCUGUGGACCAUUGAUUUGCUUUCCAUAUUUGUUGACAGAUUCUUGUUAAGGUUUUGAUGGACUCAGUUUCUGUUGCUUGAACUCUCUCUAUUGAUAUCCCGUCUCCUUCAGCUGCCUUGCUGAGAGUGUAGCUUUCACUUCACUUUCUAAAAUUUCAGGUUCUUUGUCAAAAGAGUCUUCUUUGUAGGAAUCUGUAUUCUUCCAUUUCUUCUUUAUAACUCUCAGCGUAUUGUUUCCAUCUUUAUUUUGUCCUGAUCAGAUACUGUAUUUCCAUGUUGAUCUUUCAGCAUCCUUACCCAUUGUUUGAAUUUCCCCUUGUAACUCCCAUUGAAAGUGAAUUCUGGCAAGUCCAUCUUCCAUUGUUCCCUUCUCCAUGAGUAAAUUUCUGUGAAGUUCAGGAGAGAGGCAGGGACUUAAAAAAACCAACAACCUAAAAUGCAUCAGGAAAAAUGAUCAUGAACUGAUUGUGGGAGCUGGUCCCCCACACACACACACAUGUGUGUGUUUGUAUAAAGCAUCUGACACACAAAAGGCUUUACAGUUUUAGUUUGAAAAGUAAAUCUGGUGGUCAGAGGGAGGGUUAGGGGAGAGAGGUGGGAGCAGGGCAAGGAGGGGAAGGCCUGCCCCUCCCAGAAGCCGAGUGGCACAAGGCAGGAGUGGAAGAAAAGGAGUCAGGGGAUUUGUGGUGGCUCCUGCCCUUUGAGCAUUUCUAGGUCACAACCCAGACCUUGAAGCAGCUGCAGCCGCUUUUUACAGAAAGGAGGAAAUACAUAAUACAGUCGCAGGCUAAUGUCUUCCUGUCACUCUCACAGAAUGACAUCUCUGUCACAUUUUUGCCAUGGGAUGGAGACAGCAGCAGUGCAGACCGCACAGACUUCAGUGAGUUUCCAGGACGUGGCCGUGUAUUUCUCCAAAGAAGAGUGGACUCUGCUGGAUCCAGUCCAGAGGUCUCUGUACAGGGAGGUCAUGCUGGAAAAUUAUGGAAACGUGGCCUCUCUGGAAGGAAUUGCAUUUCCCAAACCUGAUCUCAUUGCUUGGCUGGAAGAAGAAGAUCCUUUUUUCCAAGACCCUGAUGAAGCUGUUGGUGGGCAAGGUGGUAAGAACGGCAGGGAUCUUUGUGAAGUAUCAUCAGAAAAAGCUGAGCAUGAAGAAAAGGAUGGUAAUUUUGGAAAUGAAGAAGGAUCUGAGGAGCAGGCUGGAGAGGAAGCAGAGAGCUGGAUGGCUACGCCUGUUGUUUAUCAGAGGGAUGGCUUCCAUGAAACUCUGGUUCAUCAAGAGUAUCACACUGGGAAAGGAGACUAUCAGUGCCCGUCCUGUGGGAAAAUAUUCAGUUGUAAAUCAAAGUUGGAUACACAUUCCCGAACCCACACAGGCGAGAAACCCUAUGACUGUUUGGUGUGCGGAAAGAGUUUUAGUCGGGCUGCAAACCUUACAGUGCAUCAGAGAAUUCACACAGGGGAGAAACCAUAUAAAUGCUUGGAGUGUGGAAAGACCUUCACUCAAAGCACAGGCCUUGCUUCCCAUCAAAGGAUGCACACAGGGGAGAAGCCCUUCCAGUGCUUGCAGUGUGGGAAGCGAUUCCGUCACAACACACACCUCACUUCACAUCAAAGACUCCACACAGGGGAGAAACCAUACAAAUGCCUGGAGUGUGGAAAGAGCUUCCGCCUGAGCACAAGCCGUAGCUCACAUCAAAGAAUUCACACUGGGAAACGACCUUAUCAGUGCUUGGAGUGUGGAAAGAGCUUUACUCUCAGUGCAUACCUGACAGAGCACCAGAGAAUCCACACAGGGGAGAAACCGUAUCAGUGUUCGGAAUGCGGAAAGAGCUUCAGUCGCACCACAAGCCUUAUUUCCCAUCAACGAAUCCACACAGGGGAGAAACCCUAUCAGUGCUUGGAGUGUGGAAAAAGCUUCCGUUUGAGCACAUGUCUUGUUAGACAUCAAAGAAUGCACUCUGGAGAGAAACCUUACAAAUGCCUGGAGUGUGGCAAGAGUUUCAGUCACAGUACACGUCUUACUUCCCAUCAAAGAAUCCAUACAGGGGAGAGGCCAUAUAAAUGUUUGGAGUGUGGAAAGAGCUUCUGCCACAGUACUAGCCUGAGUGCACAUCGGAAACUCCAUGCAAGGAAGGAGCCAUUUACCUGCUUGGAGUGUGGAAAGAGUUUCUGCCACAGCACAACCCUUAGUGCACAUCGAAAACUUCAUACAAGAACAGAGCCCUUUACAUGUCUGGUUUGUGGAAAGACCUUCCGUCACAGCACCAGCCUGAGUGCGCAUCGAAAAGUUCACACACAAAAAGGACUCUAUAAGUGUUUGGACUGUGGAAAGAGCUUCCUUGAGAGUACACAGCUCAGUCCAGAUCUAAGAAAUCACCUGGGGGAUGCACCUUCUCAAUGCUCAGAAUGUAGAAAGAGCUUCAGCCAGGUUUCCACUGCUCAGGCUUCUCCUCCCAGUGCCAGCAAACCAGGUGGAGUUACAGGAGUCCAAUCCAGGGGGGAAUUGGGACCGAUGGAAGAGGGGGCUUUAGAUCUGGGUUUGAGGAACUUCCCCCUUGAUGAAGGGGACACCCUGGAACCCAAGGAGCAAGCUGAUCUUGCUCUGAUGUUCCCAACUGCCCUAGGUUCACCUGAUGUUGACAGCCGAGUGGGCUGUUUGGUGACCAAGGGGCAGCUGGAGGCGACACCGCGAUCUCUUCCUUCUGCCCUUCCCUCUGAGCUCAAACCCACCAGUUCCAGUGGGAGGCAGGGGGAGAAACGGCGCAGGUCUGCUGUGUGGGAGCACUUCCACCUGAAGGAGGACCCUCGGUUAGUGGAGUGCCUUCUCUGUGGGAAGGAAGUCAGUCGGGGGAAGGUGAUUGGGCACCUCACAAAUUCCGGCAUGCUGAACCACCUCCGGACCCACCAUGACUCUGCCCUGGUUCAUGCCUAGGCAGGCAAGGUGGGGUUCUCUGCUGCUGAGUCUGCUCAGGAUUGAUUCCGCUGCAAAAAGAAGAAGGAGGCACUGGGGGCUUCAGCUGAAUCUCAGCAUUGCUGCUCUUGAACCACAGCAAACGGCGAUGGAGGAGAUGGGGAGGCACUGCCAAAGGAAGCCCUCGGAAGGUGGGAUGGCUAAUAGGCCUGUGCUCUGCAGCCAGCCCUUCAAAACGGUAACACAGUUUAUCAAGAUCCAAAUGUAGCAGAACAAGGUGCUGUCUCUGUACUGGGCCAGCCGGAUCUGAGUGGCAUGUUGUGUAUUUCAGCUGGAGCAACCAGCGUGUGCAGGACCCCUUUCCCAGCUUGCUCAUCAGCAGCAGAUGGAAGAUGCAGGACGGAGCAGUGGGUGUUGGUCAGGUAGUGGCAGGGACACACACACACACACACCCUGGCAUCGCUCUGUGCCCAGGUACUGAAGGAACACUCGCAUUUUGUUCUGCUGGCCAGCAACAAUAGUGGGGAGAGUGUGCAGUGUAGGGGAGAAGGAUCAUCUGUCACCAAGGGCCACGUGGUGCCAGCUGAUGGGAGCAAGACAGAGAAGGAUGAGAAGUUUGUGGGCAUCACUGCAUUGUUCUCUUCUCCUUGAGAGAGGACGUGAGGGAAAGGGUGAAAUGGGAUUAAGGGAUACAGUGGAGAUUCACCUUUUGGGGGAGGCCCAGAGAGCAAUCCUAAGCAAGUCUGCUCUCAAGUUUGCUCAAAGGGGCUUAUCCCUGGGAAAAUCUACUUAGGAUUGCCCUGAAAAUGCCUCCCUCUGCCUACUUUGUAAUGUCGCCUGCCUUCCGGAGAUUCCAAAUGUUUGCCUCUGCCCAGUCUGGCAUGCAAGAAUCCCCCUGGGGUACAAAUACUGCCCUCCCCUCCACAUUUCAUGGUCAUUAUAUAGAUGGCUUUCUCUAUAUAAAACAAAAAACUAGAACUCUUAUUUUAAUUGUCCGUAAAAUGAGUUAUUUCUUCCAGCUAUCUUAAUUAUCGUUUGACUGAGCAGUUUGCAUUUUGUAAUAUAACCAGUAGCCCUAAUCCAGAUCUCUGUAUGAUACAUCCAUCUAGUUUUAUCCCAGUCUUCCUCUAAGGGUCUCAGGGUGAAAUACAUGGUUCUCCCCGUUUAUUUGAUCCUCACACCCUCCCUGGGAGGUAGGCAAGGCUAAGACAGGUCCUGACCAUCAUGGCUGAGUGGAGACUUAAAGCUGGGCCUCUGCAUUCUAACCAUACCAGCAUUCAAGCUGUGACAUGCCCAGCUAGCUGGCUUUGGAUAAAAGCAAAGACAAGAUCCAGAACUGUGUUUCCUCUUGAAGCCAGUGGGAAUGCAAAUGAAUACAGUAAAGAAAAAUGUGAAGAAGCAAAAGUGAAAAAAGCUUCUGAAAAGUGAAGAGCAAUGGCAAAAUUGCAACCCCCAGGGAGGGACUGGUGUCUUUGUGCUAGAGCAUUUGCUUUGUAUGCCGAAGUUCAAUCCUCAGCAUCUCCAGUGAAAAGGAUCAGGUUGCAGGUGAUCUCGAGCUGAGAACUUGGAGAGCUGUUGCCAGUCUUGAUGGACCAACGGUAUGAUUUGGUAGAAGACAGCUCGAUGUGUGUUCACAUCCCAGGCAGAAGCUGAGCUUCACAUUAAAGAACCCAUAUAGGAGAGAGCAACGCUCUGGUGAUGGUAAAAACUUGAGUAGAACAUCAGCUCUCGUGAGUCAUCAGCGAAUUUGCAUCGUGGAGAAGACGCUCAGUGGCCAAGCACAUCUCCAAGAACGGCCAGUCCCCCCCCCACACCAUCCCAGCUGUUUGGUGCCUUUAGAUUUACUUAAUUAAGGGGCAUUUUAGUGUACAGCUCAAUGUCUAGGGUUUGGCGGGUGGAGGAGAAUGGUGUGUCUGUCACUAUUAUGUUUUAAUGUACUCUGGUUGAUACAAGCAUUGAAACUGUUUUCAGUUCUUUUUUGAACAUAACAGGCUGCCUCAAAAGUCUGUGUUUGCUAGAAGGUGGGGUAGAAUUUUGAAAUCAAAUAAGUAUUAGUAAUUAGAGAUCACAGCAAUUGUUCUGAUUACCAGUGAGAGAGCCUGAUAAAUGCUAGAUUUAUCCUAUAAACACUUUCUGGAGUGUUUGUGUCCUAAUUACACUUGUGUAAAUAAAACUGAACUUGCUUCCA